UGUUCCAUGUCCAAAGACAAACACACUUCGACACCUCCAUUUCUCUCCUUCUCAGAUUUCUGUAUCGGAAAAAUGGGUGCUUUGGACUCUCUUUCUGACUAUAUUUCUGAUUUAAUAACUGUUCACAGCAAGAAGAAGAAGCGUAAAGUCAUGCAGACUGUUGAGAUCAAGGUUAAGAUGGACUGUGAUGGCUGUGAAAGGAGAGUCAAGAACUCUGUUUCCUCCAUGAAAGGCGUGAAAUCGGUGGACGUGAACCGGAAGCAAAGCCGAGUGACCGUUACAGGAUACGUUGAGCCAAACAAGGUGCUAAAGAAAGUGAAAAGCACCGGGAAAAGAGCUGAGUUUUGGCCAUACGUCCCUUACAACUUAGUGGCAUACCCUUACGUUGCUCAAGCUUACGACAAGAAAGCGCCGUCGGGGUACGUCAAAAAGACGGAGCAAGCAUUGCCGAGUCCGAACGCCGUCGAUGAGAAGUUCGUCACUCUCUUUAGCGAUGAAAACCCCAACGCAUGUUCCAUCAUGUAACCAGUUUUGACGGCCAAGAGCUUAAAUUUGUUGUUUAGGACAGGUUGAGUUUUGGUGUUUGAUGUCUUUGUGAAGGAUUUUUUCUUUCUUUCAAAUUUUCGUUUUUAAUGUUGUAAUGCGUACGGAUUUCUUGUAAUGAACUAA
Hibiscus syriacus is the source of this 669-nucleotide messenger RNA. RefSeq names its product heavy metal-associated isoprenylated plant protein 20-like. The record is from RefSeq and is a predicted model, not a curated record. The transcript is spliced from 3 exons. NCBI's taxonomy places the organism in Eukaryota, Viridiplantae, Streptophyta, Magnoliopsida, Malvales, Malvaceae. Gene Ontology annotation, molecular function: metal ion binding. The coding region runs from base 7 to 525 and encodes 172 amino acids.